Messenger RNA from Falco peregrinus (peregrine falcon), 5155 nucleotides. RefSeq names its product collagen and calcium binding EGF domains 1 (gene CCBE1). Gene Ontology annotation, molecular function: calcium ion binding. NCBI's taxonomy places the organism in Eukaryota, Metazoa, Chordata, Aves, Falconiformes, Falconidae. The transcript has 11 exons. The record is from RefSeq and is a predicted model, not a curated record. The coding region runs from base 117 to 1298 and encodes 393 amino acids.
CUGGCGGCCGCGGGGGGCGGCCCUCCGCCGGGGCGGGAGGAGCGGCGGGUCGGCGCAGCCCCGCUGCCGGCCGGGGCGGGCAGAGCCGGCGCGGCGCGCAGGGGAGAGGCGGCCCGAUGGGGCGGCCGGCCGGCAGCCUGGCCCCGCUCCGGCUGCUGCUGCUGCUGGCGCUGGGGCACGCCUGGACCUACCGGGAGGAGCCACAGGACGGCGACAGGGAGGUGUGCUCCGAGAACAAAAUCGCCACCACCCGGUAUCCCUGCCUGAAGCCCACGGGCGAGCUCACCACCUGCUUCAGGAAAAAAUGCUGUAAGGGUUAUAAGUUUGUUCUCGGACAGUGCAUCCCUGAAGACUAUGAUGUCUGCGCUGAAGCUCCCUGUGAACAGCAGUGCACAGAUAACUUUGGGCGAGUCCUAUGCACUUGCUAUCCUGGGUACCGCUAUGACCGGGAGAGGCACAGGAACAGAGAGAAGCCUUAUUGCCUGGAUAUCGACGAGUGUGCCAUGAGCAAUGGGACGCUGUGCUCUCAGAUCUGUGUCAACACCAUGGGCAGCUACAGGUGUGAGUGUCACGAAGGCUACACCCGGGAGGAGGAUGGAAAGACGUGCACCAAAGGAGAUAAAGCUGCACUUCCUGAGAAAUCUGAAAAUGUGGCAAAAUCGGGGACAUGCUGUGCCUCUUGUAAGGAAUUUCAUCAAAUAAAGCAGACAGUUUUACAACUGAAGCAAAAGGUUGCUCUGCUACCAAAUAAUGCUGCUGAUCUUAGCAAGCAAAUCACUGGUGAAAAAGUGCUUGCAUCUAAUGCAUAUAUUCCUGGCCCCCCAGGCCAGCCUGGCCAACAAGGCCCUCCAGGGGCACCAGGACCAAAAGGGAGUCAAGGAGUUCCUGGGUCACCUGGACCUCCCGGACAGCCAGGCCCUCGUGGAUCAAUGGGACCUAUGGGCCCAUCUCCAGACAUAUCUCAUAUUAAGCAGGGCAGACGGGGCCCAGUGGGCCCACCAGGAGCCCCAGGGAGAGAUGGUAGCAAGGGGGAGCGAGGCGCACCAGGACCAAAGGGGAUACCUGGCCCACCAGGUUCAUUUGAUUUCCUAUUGCUGAUGAUGGCAGACAUCAGAAACGACAUCGCUGAGCUGCAAGAGAGAGUGUUUGGACACAGGACUCAUUCAUCAACAGAGGAGUUUCCGUUACCUCAGGAAUUUACAAACUAUCAUGACACAGUAGAUUUUGGAUCUGGAGAAGACUACAAACCACGAGCAUCACCCAGAGACUCCAGGAUACAGAAGGCAGCCCAUCCUUAGCUACACCUGCUGAAAAAUAGAGUCCCUUUAGAGUUCUUCAAUAUAAAAAUGCACUGACAAUGUUAAAAUACAUAUAUAUAUUAUUUCCCAGUUUUCUCUCCACUUUUCCCCAACCAUGCUGCCUGUACUGUAGCGUUCACGGUUCAUGGUAGCCUCCUUGCAGUAAUUCCAUACUGUCAAGCCUGCACUGUGUGUUGUACCUAAACUAUCAAGAAAACCUUCUUAGUGUAUACUACAAUUAAUGCAUGCUCUAGCUAAUGGUGCAGACCACAGCAUUUUGUCUGCCUACCUUGCAUUUUGUGUCCAAAUGACCCAGUACAAAAAUUUUGCCAGGGGUAGAGGGGUAGCUGAACAUCAUCCUUGAAUGAACUAAUUGUAAUAAUGAAAAUGUUGGUCCACAGUUACUUUAUACAUGUAAAGAUACUAUACCAAUGAACUCAAGACUCCAGCUACUGUCCCCAGGCUUAGGAGAGUGUUAAAAGCAGGUCCUCGUUUCACAGCAGAGGCCAGCUGUAAGUGAAAUGUCUUCUAUUAUGCACCACCAUGGCAGAAAAAGGCAAAAAAAAAAUACGGUGAAGAAGCAAUACAAGGUCGCUGCUUCUUGAUCUGGAAAUUAUUUGGCUUUGUGUUGCUAAAGUAUCAUUCAAAGAGAGUCAAAAAGAUGCAUUUGUCCUAAACUAACAUUAUUUUUCCCUUACCACCAUUCUCCCGCUGCUCAGCAUGAAGUCCAGUUGCCUUCCUCAACAGGUUCAUGCUGGACGCCUUACACAAAGAUGAGCAAGAGAAAAGGGGAUGUAUAAAGCAGGAAAACCAAGAAUAAGUGAAUUAAGUAGGCUUAUUGGUAAGCACAGUAUCAGUCCCAGCCCUGCAGAGCUGGAUUCUGAGCUCCUGUAGGUGCAUGUUUUCCUUGGUGAAAUGCUGGAGACCAAGUGAAAUUGAGACCAGAGAAAGGCUUCACAUUUGAAGAGAGCUACCACCUGUUUUAUUCCUCUGCUGCAUGAGACUGACCUAAACCUCAUUCACAGGACUGUAACACAGAGUUGCAGUGUAUUAGGCUGGAUAUAUGAGGAGUAUGAGUAGGUGCAGAAGUGCACAUGACAAAACAUUUCCACUGGUACGAGGAUGGCUAAGGUGAGGUACUGCACAUGGGGAUCUUGUAUUUGUGAAGAGGGAUGAAAGGGAUCACCCUUUUUUUACACUGGAAGAUCGGAUGCACAAGUUGGACCAUACCUCAUGGAUGAUGUAUGUUACCAUUUCUUUUGGAUUACCACAGCUGCUGAGGACUUUGCCGUGCUUAGAAGAUAAAAAGUAUAUCAAGCACAAAACUUCAAUGUUGUAUCUGUGUCGCUGCUGCUUCUACAGUAUGUUUAGUGCUGGGUCACAUCCAUGUUACAAAUGCAAAGAAAACAAACUUAUUUUGCCAUGUUUUUCAGGGCUUGCAUGUUCUAAUAGAAUGAAUACAGGUAAAAAUAUAAGCAGGCCCUUUUCAGAUAACCCAUAAAGGUUUGAAUUCCCUUUCAUAUGCUCUGGGCCGAAAGAUAGUUGGUAUAAUCCCUAUACCACCAGUACAGGUCAUGUUGGAUAAACAGCUGGCUGUCUAAACCUUUCAUAUCUUUUGUAUAUUAUCUUAAGGGGAUAUGUUCGUUCCUGUAAUUGUUUCCCAAUUCCUUCCUAUCACUAUGCCACAAGCAAGGGCAUUAGCUCUAAGAGCAUGUUCUGUAUUCCUCUUCAUGUUAUAUGUAUAUCAAUAUUUACAAAGUAAUGACUAAGUCACUGGGGUAGCUUAGAAAAAAUGAUAGCGCUCUGAUCCUGUAGUCUUUGGGCUUCUCCUCUGGGAGAAUCUGUCAGGAGCUGCAGAUCCAAGUAGUCUGUGGUCUUUUGAACCAUGUAAUAAGGAAAUCAGUGAGACUUGGGGAAGAAACUUGUCACCAAAAGAGGGGUGGUCUUAUAUGCAACAGGCUGAAAGAAAGCUCUAAGACAGCAUAAGCUGAGGCAUUUACAUCUUAUUUUCUUAAUGUCAAGCAGGCAACUAGGUAUAAGUAACAUUGUUCAUGCAUAUGCAAUUUUAAGUGAAUUUUUUAUAUGUCAAAUUUUAUAUUUCUAACUCUUGCAAAUUAUGUAACUCUUGCAUACGUUUACCAGCACACCCCAUUACCUGCUGGAUCAGGUUGAUUCCCACUAUAGAAUUAGUAGCUGCAGGGCUUUUGACCGUGAAAUACUGAAUAAUGAAUUAAAGGAGUAAUUUCCUACACGCCAUCUAAAUUCUAUUGCCCCCUGCCCACAAGAUAUGUUCUAAAAAAGGCACUUACUUCAGUUCUAAACUCUGCUUUCCAAAUAUAGACAAAUACCAAAUAAGAAGUUCCUACAAUUUGACCAUCAAAUUCAGGGGUAGGUGACAAUUGCCCUGCUGUGCGUAAGUAUCCAGGGAAGGGAAAUUCCGUGAUUGGACCAGAAAAUUAUAUAAAGGACAUGCUCCACUGUUUAGUACAGAAAGAUGUCCUAUGGACUCAUGAACAUAAAAUACGGCACAUGUUUCCAUGCCUUUCUGAAUGGAAACCUUAAAAAUUUCCCUUUCUGGAAUCUGCAUCAUUUGUUUUCACAGCCUAGAGCUGGGUUUCCAACAGACAAGCUUACUCCAUGAAAAAGGUGAAGGAAAGUGCUCCUUGGGUUUGUCCUUGUGCUUCACCCUCCUCUUUCCAGACUCCUUGCCCCAAAACUGUUGGCUGACUCCCAGCAACAAGGAGAGGACACUAUGGUAAAGGUAAGCUCACCUGACAUAACACAGUAAUUCCUCCAGCAGGGAGAAUGCCUCUGAGCACAGCUGGCUGGGAAGGUUCAGCCUUCUGUCUGUGUCCGGCUAAGAUCUUUGCAUAGACCUUUCUCAUUUUAUUUCUGAUUAACUGUAUAAUAACUUUCAUAACACACACAUUGUAUCAGAAACAUUUCAUUAAGAUACCUGGAUAAACACAUAAAGACACUCAGAUAGAAAAGUGACACUUUCUUCAGCACACCCAAUGUCUUAUAAAGCCACAGCAGAGGAAUCAUUUCCAAUCUUAAGCUUCGUUGCUGGGUAGCCCGGGAGAUCAUUACCUUGUAAAUUAUUUAUUACUCUGUGGCUCCAAAAAUAACACAACAUCCUCCCCCCACCCCCCCCACCCCACCCCCCCAAGAAUCCAGAAUAAGAAUAUAGAAACAUCUAGACUCAUGUCUAGUGUCAUUACUAGGCUCAUGCACAUGACAACUUUGUUUCAUAUAAAUACUAUGUAUAAUUUUAUUAGAAAGAAAUACUAUUUUGAUGUUAAGACAUCAAGUUAUAAGCAGAAGGAUAAUAAAGAGUUUGUUAUUUUAUUAAUGUUAGAAAUAUAUUUAAUGGAAACAUUUGCAAGAGUGUGUGGUGAUGGGAAAAUGCUGAUUGUUAGUGGGUUUAACAAAAUCAUGGUUUUUUUCAGCUUGGGAAACAUUUUCUUUCAACACUGUGCCAAGUACAUACAUGAUUAUUCUUUCUUGAGAAGCUGGAAUUCCUAUACAGUCAGGCUAAAUCAGGAAAAGGAGUGGAAAAUUGAUUGUAAAUGGAAUUAAGGUAGUGGCCAGAGUAACUGUUGGCAGCACAGUUUCAGUAACAUUCUUCCUAGAAGUAUUUCAGAGUUAAUACACUAAGCCUGAGAGAAGCAACAAAAGAUGGGGAUGCGGUCUAAAAAUUUUCUAAUUUCAUGUUAAAAUCCGUAUGUUUGUUCCUAUUACACAUUCCAAUUACUAUACUGUUCACUUUAUUUAUGUAAGUAUAUGAAAUACUAAAAUGUGUAUAAGAUGAUGGUGAUUUUAUUAUGUAUUCAUAAUAAAAAAGAUAUUUUUUCUUA